UAUGUCUCUCCACAACGUGUCAGCACCAAGUAAAUUGGGAGGGAUUCUCCUAUACCAAGAAACCCAACACCGCGAAAAAUCUACACCCACUCACCAUCUACACCAACGCACAUACCACUUCCACACACAAACUUCAACCGUAGCCUUCCCAUACACCAUCCCGCGGAUGAUUCCUCCAUUAUUAUUCAGAUAUCAUUCUUUCUGUAGAUUUCUUAACUAAGCUCGUCUUCGGUUUCUUUUCUUUUUUUCGCUUCUAUUGCCUAGAAUUAUCUAGAUAGAUUCUAGACACCUAACUCGCUGGGAAUAGCGGAAUCGCGGCACAGCAGCACAUCACAGCACAACACCACAUCUUCCGAUGUCGACCGAACAGUGCACCUUGGAUACCUGCCCGGAGUCGGCCGCCGUUUACGGAUACCGGCCGAAUCUGGGUAUCAAUGUUUUCUUCACCGUCGUCUUCGGUCUCGUAGCCCUCUGGUCUCUCAUCGUCACGGCUUGGAAGCGAAGAUGGAUCUCUUACGGCAUCAUCCUCGCUGUUGGUGCUGUCCUCGAACUCGUCGGCUAUCUAUGUCGCGCAUUGAGCAACGGCGAUCCGUUUGAUGUUGACUACUUUUCUAUUCAAUUUACCCUCUUGACCCUAGCACCUGUCUUCACUAGCGCGUCGAUUUAUCUCUCCCUCAAGUACCUUGCUACCAACCUCGGACGGGGUCACUUUAACAUCAGCCCUAAAUUUUAUACCGCUUUUUUCAUUCCCAGCGAUGUUAUUGCCCUCAUCAUCCAGGCCGUAGGUGGAGGACUUGCGACGAGCGAAAGCACCUCUGACAACCCGCCUCCUCCUUCUGACGGGCUACUUGUUGGUACUAAGAUCACCAUUGCCGGUCUCGCAUUGCAGGUCGUUUCGCUAUGCACUUUCCUGAUCCUUUUCAUCGCUGUGGCUGUGCCUAAGCGCCAGACUUCUAUUUCUAACGAGCCCAAAUCGGUGGCUACCAACGGCCGACGACCUCUUUAUCUCUUCAUGUUCAUGCUCUUGGUGGCUACCGUUUUGAUCCUUAUCCGAUCAUCCUACCGUGUCGCUGAGCUUUCUCAGGGUCUAGCGAGCUCUCUGGCUACUGACCAAUGGCUCUUCGUUGGCUUGGAUGGAUUCAUGGUUGCCAUUGCUAUGGCGCUCAUGGUCAUUUUGAGCCCCGCUCUUAUCCUCCCCGCGUAGUCAAGAUAAUUCGGGUAUGAAAAACGAACCAUAUCGGAAAUUUGUUGGAAUUAUUGGUCAAUCUGAAGGAGGACGGUAGCGUUACGAAGGGUCACGGUAUUGCUAGGGGUUUAUGGUUGCACAGCAGGGUACGAUUCCACCAUUAGGCGUCUUUUUGGCUAUUAUCACCGCGUCUCGUUCGUUAUUUGUUUUGGAUACACACUUUUGCAAUGUAGAACUAAAAGGGGAGGAUUUCUUUAUCUUUUGAAAAAUUUGAUGUUUUUGCUUUUAUAUCGCUAUAUACCACUAAAAAUACCAUACCCUAAACCUGUAUCUGUAGCGCCAGCUACUAUUCUACCUAAUUUUCCCCGUAUAUAACAGUACAAUGCAUAUCUGAAGAACACAAGAAAAUAUUGAAAGUGCCAGUUAUGAAUUUAAUCUUAGGUCGAACAAAGAAAUCGAGAUUUAUC
Messenger RNA from Hypoxylon trugodes, 1653 nucleotides. RefSeq names its product RTA1 like protein. Gene Ontology annotation, cellular component: fungal-type vacuole; plasma membrane. NCBI's taxonomy places the organism in Eukaryota, Fungi, Ascomycota, Sordariomycetes, Xylariales, Hypoxylaceae. The record is from RefSeq and is a predicted model, not a curated record. The coding region runs from base 356 to 1204 and encodes 282 amino acids. The transcript has 2 exons.